AAAGGAAAACAAACUCCGAAAGUGGUUGUCUUCGUUGUCAGCCAGGGUUCCAAAAAGUUCCAUUCUUCAUCUCUAUCUCUCCAUAAUUCCACUCUGUCAUCCCGCGUCAUCUACUGUUACCAUAUUUCUUUCUCACUGGAAAAAUCCCUGUCGCCCCGUCGCUCUGUUGAAAUUGGAUGCCCAUUUCCGUUCAAAAAGAUUCCGUUCAAAUUCUGAUCCUCUGUGGAAUUUAUUCAACAUCUGGCCUUAUUGGGUUCAAUAGUUCCAAAGCUUGAUUAUUCCUUUCACACCUGCCUUCAAAGCACUUGCUACAUUGCAUUUAUAUUGGGCAGUUAGGAAUUCCAAGUAGAAGUAUUUUAUAUUCAGUUAUGAAAUUCAUUACAUAAUAUAUAGUCAUGAUUUGGAAGAAAAAUAUUGGACAUGCAACACCGUUAUUGCUGUUUCUUCUGUCACUUGGAUUUUUCCUUGCAACAUAUAAUUUGAUCACAGUGAUUAUUCACUACAAAACAGUUGGUUCUGUGAAAUGGAUCCCUGGUGGUUCGGGUAGUCAGCCCUUUCGUGAUCCUGUUGUUGAGAUGCCUAAGAGCAUGAGAAAGCCGAAGAAAGCAAAAUUGUUAUUCCAUAUUGCCUUGACAGCAACUAAUGCUACUUAUAGCAAAUGGCAAUGCCGCAUUAUGUAUUACUGGUACAUGAAGCAGAAGGAUUUGCCUGGCUCAGAGAUGGGAAAAUUCACUCGAAUUCUUCACUCAGGUGGUCCCGACAAUCUAAUGGAUGAUCCUACCGUUGUGGUUGAUCCUCUUCCAGAAGGGCUAGAUCGGGGUUAUGUUGUUCUAAAUCGACCUUGGGCUUUUGUGCAAUGGCUGGAAAAGGCUACCAUAGAGGAAGAGUACAUAUUGAUGGCAGAGCCUGAUCAUAUUUUUCUAAAACCACUGCCAAAUUUGGCUCACGGGGACUACCCUGCCGGUUUCCCAUUUUUCUAUAUUAAACCUGCUGAACAUGAAAAAAUCAUCAGGAAGUUCUUUCCCAAAGAGAAUGGUCCAGUAACGAAUGUCGAUCCAAUCGGCAAUUCUCCUGUCAUUAUUAAGAAGGAUUUGUUGGAGAUGAUUGCACCUACUUGGAUGAAUGUUUCUUUGAGAAUGAAACAUGAUCCAGAGACUGAUAACACUUUCGGCUGGGUUCUGGAAAUGUACGCGUAUGCUGUAGCUUCUGCUCUGCACGGUGUACAACAUAUUCUUAUCAAGGACUUCAUGCUACAGCCGCCAUGGGAUUUGGAAGUUAAAAAUAAGUUUAUCCUGCAUUUUACAUACGGGUGUGACUACAAUAUGAAGGGUGAGUUGACUUAUGGAAAAAUCGGGGAGUGGCGAUUUGACAAGAGAUCACACCUCCAGAAACCUCCACCGAGAAAUAUCCCUUUGCCUCCACCGGGUGUCCCGGAAAGUGUGGUCGCUCUUGUGAAGAUGGUAAAUAAAGCCACCGCUAACCUUCCCAACUGGGAAUCUUUCAUCUGAACCACUGCACGGUAAAAACAACUCUCGGUUUUUAAAUCAAGGAAAUUCCCGUGCUACGUAAAGGAAUCCAAUGCACAAAUACUUCUUGACAAAUCCCGGGACACAUAACAUCAAGUUAAGACAAAAUGUUGGCCACCUAGUCAAGCCAGAAACUCCCGUGAACACAAUUAGGUCAUGUUUACAUUUAGUUUAACUAGAUUAUAGAUGUUUGUGUUGAGCCCCGUCGAGAAUCUGUUUGCGGUGUAACAGGAUAUGUUUUUGAGGUUUAGAGUUUAGAGUCGAGAAUAUAGCAUAGUGGGGAAAAAGGUGCAGAGAGUGAAGGGUGAUAUACUGAUUAUAGUAUAUUAUUUCACAAAAUGAAAUGUCAUUUUUGUCCCA
This is a messenger RNA of Ipomoea triloba (trilobed morning glory), 1886 nucleotides long. Its product is annotated as hydroxyproline O-arabinosyltransferase 3-like. Gene Ontology annotation, molecular function: glycosyltransferase activity. Lineage: Eukaryota; Viridiplantae; Streptophyta; Magnoliopsida; Solanales; Convolvulaceae. The record is from RefSeq and is a predicted model, not a curated record.